This is a messenger RNA of Maniola jurtina (meadow brown), 8191 nucleotides long. It is a transcript of the gene Hr4, whose product is annotated as hormone receptor 4. Lineage: Eukaryota; Metazoa; Arthropoda; Insecta; Lepidoptera; Nymphalidae. The transcript is spliced from 8 exons. Gene Ontology annotation, molecular function: sequence-specific DNA binding; DNA-binding transcription factor activity; zinc ion binding. Gene Ontology annotation, biological process: regulation of DNA-templated transcription. The coding region runs from base 412 to 2652 and encodes 746 amino acids. The record is from RefSeq and is a predicted model, not a curated record.
GAGCGACGCCCGCGUCCGCCGAAUCGGAGGCGGAAUAUUUAGGUGAAAGUGUUUCGAAUUUCGACAUGACGACAUUCGCGCGCAGUCGUUAUCGUGAUUUUGCCGAAUCGAGAGGUUCGAAAACCGCGCCCGCGCUCGUCCCGCGAGUCCAAGCUUCGCGCUCUACCCUUGUGUGCCUUCCGCAGGAAGUGCGUCUCGCCCCGCGUGCUGAUCGUUACGCCGGAAAAGCAUGCUGAGAGUCGGUGUGUCGAAAAAUUUUCGAAGACGUAAAUUAAAAAGGUGAUCGGUGAAUUAAAAAGCCGUGGAACUUUAUGUGAUGUGCGAGCUGCAUCGCUAAGCAAGCUGUCGGCUGGCGACGACCUGGGGCCCGAGGCGCUGGACGCCUCCGCACACGCACUGCAGCUGCAGACGAUGACCUCCACGAUGGGAAUAAUGACACUCAGCCGCGGCCCGUGUGACCUCGACAACAUGAGUCUGUUCCAAGACCUCAAACUAAAGAGGCGGAAAGUUGACUCCCGAUGUAGUAGCGAUGGCGAGUCGGCGGCCGACACCAGCACCUCGUCGCCCGACCCCGGCCCGCCGUCCCCGCGCAUGGCCGAGGCGGGCUGCAGCACGCCGCCGCAUCCGCCGCCCGUGUUCGACGGCGGCGGCUCACCCUCGCCGUCUCCCGCGUGCCACCCCACCGUCAUCCGCUCCGCACCGCCCUACUCGGUGAUCAAGUUCGAAGGAGCGCCCUCCGUCGUCAAGUCGGAAAGCUCUCCGGUCGGAAAACAUGACUCCAUGUCCUCAUCUCAAUUCUCAUCCGUCAAGCUCGAGAAGCCCGAGGCCACACAACCCGAGCCUCCCCAGCCCUACAGACCCCGAGCCAUCGCGCCGUCCCCGCAGGCCACGCAUCCAUCGCUCUCGCCGGGUCAUUGGCCACCUGCCGCCUGCAUAAACGGCGUCAAGCCAGAACUGAUAGGUGGUCAUUUCCCACCGCAACCCUUGGAGCAGAAAGCGGGAUCUCGAGGUUCUACGCAAUGGCGAGGUGCGCCGGCGGUCAUUAUGGGAGAAUCGGGUGGUGUAAGAACAAUGUUUUGGACGUUACCAGCCCCAACCACCAGUUCAGAGCCAUCAGCUAGUGCAUCGCAUACACCGACGCCACCGACACCUGAUCCGGGCCAAUGCAGUGAAGAGUCAGCGGCCCGAAUGCUAUUGAAUCUCGGGGGUGAACUGAGGAGGCCGAGAGUGACAUCACUAAACAUGGAGCUUUUGUGGGCGGGAGAUGUCUCACAGUUACCAGCACACCAACAAAUGCACGCUUUAAAUCUGAGCGCUGCAGCAGGUAGCGUUGCGGGAGUGGCCGGUGUACCCAGUGCGAGUCCCUUGGCGGCCAGGCCGGAACUCCGGACGUAUGCUGCGGAGACGGAACGCGAUGAAGAUGAGCAACCGAUGAUUUGUAUGAUUUGCGAAGAUAAAGCGACGGGAUUACAUUACGGCAUUAUAACGUGUGAAGGUUGUAAAGGGUUUUUUAAAAGGACUGUUCAAAACCGACGAGUUUACACCUGUGUUGCUGAUGGUGGCUGUGAAAUUACAAAAGCUCAAAGAAAUAGAUGUCAAUAUUGCCGUUUCAAAAAGUGUAUAGAACAAGGAAUGGUUUUACAGGCUGUACGUGAAGACAGAAUGCCGGGAGGCCGAAAUAGUGGUGCCGUGUACAACUUAUACAAAGUGAAAUAUAAGAAACACAAGAAGGCGAACACGAAGGCGGCGACCGCAGCGACGAGUCGGGCGUCUCCGCCUGAAAAACCUAAAGACCCUUUACCACCUCUCCCACCGCACCUCGUCAAUGGGACCAUACUAAAGACUGCCUUAACAAACCCUAGCGAGGUUGUACACUUACGAGCAAGACUGGAAAGCGCAGUUUCAUCCUCUCGAGAUCGUGCCGUUCCUUUAGAAAGGGCGUUACAUAUGAUUCGGGCGCUAAUAGACUGUGAUGCUAUGGAGGACAUUGCCACCGUUCGUCACCUACCUGAUCUCCUACAUGACACAUCCGAAAUCGGUGACAAACUUUGUAAAAUCGGUGACUCUAUUGUACAUAAAAUGGUCGCGUGGACGAAGAAGUUGCCGUUUAUAAUGGAAAUACCAAUGGAAAUCCAUUCGAAGCUGUUGAUGGAGAAAUGGCACGAGAUCUCAGUGUUGACGACAGCAGCUUACCAGGCGAUGCACGGGAAGCUCGCGCAUGCACCACCUUCCUCGGAUCAUGAACACGAUUUCAUGCAAGAGGUGAACGCGAAUCUAAGAACGCUACAGAACUGCCUAACGUCGCUAAUGGGCAGGCCCAUAACGUUAGAGCAGCUUCGACUGGACGUGGGGCUCGUGGUGGAGAAGAUGACGCAGAUCACGUGCGUGUUCCGCCGCAUCCAGCUGCGGAUGGAGGAGUAUGUCUGUUUGAAGGUCUACAUUCUGCUUAAUCAAGAAGUGGAGUUAGAGAGUAUUCAAGAUAGGUACGUGCAAGUUCUGCGCAGCUACCUGGAGCACGCCGCGCCCCACCACCCCGGGAGAUUGCAAGAGCUAUUCGCGAGAAUACCCGAGAUUCAAGCGGCGGCGAACCUGUUACUAGAGAGUAAAAUGUUCUACGUACCAUUCGUGCUGAACUCGGCGGAGAUCAGAUAGUACAUGGCGCAGCAGGGCGUCUAGUUCUCGAUGUACGAGCGACCGCCCCGCCCGCACGCCGCGCCGCGCCCGCGCACCGCCCUCGUCACCUGACUGCACCGCCUGUGUUCACCGCCAGCACCGCGCUCAGCCAUCGACAAUAAACACUUGGAAUGAAUGAGGCGCCCUGGGCCGCCCUCGACCCGGCGCGCGCUGAGCGAUCGCCUCCAGUGCGAGGACUCUGUGAGAACUGAAGUGAUAAGCAGAGUGCGAGGAUAGUGCGGUACGUUAUACCCUUGUUGAAUCGAUGUGUGUAUUGGCUUAUUGUUUAUUAGAGGAAAUAAAACGUCCCAAUUGACAGACUGAUUUAUAAUUAAAACUAGCUAUUAUUUAAUUAGUACCAGGGACUCGGAUGCGUGUUUUAUACGUGGUAGUGUACACUACUUAGUGUUAUUGAUAGAGUAAAAUAUAUAAUUAUGUUACUAUUUAAAUUCGUCAGUCGGAGAUCGCAUAAUAUAUUAUUUCUGUAAAUAUAGAAUAUAGUUUUUCUAGUUAGAAUUGUAGUUAAGCUCGUUGUUCAUAGAAAGAGUUGUAAAUGAAAUAUUGCUGUUUUAGUUUGCAUUUUAUAUCGUGUAGGGUUAAACCGGUAGACUCGUCGCUGGGUGUGUAAUAUCGAGGAUUUUAAUUUUAUUUUAUACCUUGACUUGUUCGUAUUGUAAGUAGCACUAAGUAUCUACUCUCAGUGUUUACCAAGACUGCUUGUAUACAACUGUACUAUUUUUACGCUAUCAUGUUGUAGCGCUGAUUCGCGCUAGUUUCUAUAGUCACAACUUAUGCAUUUUUAUUGCCAAUAUUUCGCAAGACACUUGUGCAUAUAUUGUCGUUCUAAAACUUACUUUACUCUGGUCUAACUAGAUUUAAGUAACCAGUAGAGGCGUGUUCCUGGUAGGUACGCGCAUCUCGUAAGUCCUUGAAGUGUCUUCCGCUUGGAGUACGGAUACCUCGGUUGGAGACGGUUCAAAGAUUUACUUAUCGUGUUAUAUUUUGCUUCCUUUGAUGUGUUCAAGUGUAAUUUAUGCUCAAUUCCAUUAAUUUUCAUCAGACGUCCGUAUGAUAUCGUUAUUAUCUCUCAAGGCACAUAAUUCAGUAAUUUUUACAUUUUCUUGUCUUGGCUUAACAAUUAUGUGACAAAAAUUUAAUACAUUUGUCGAAGACUGCGUGGCUAUUUUAUUGCUAUGAAUCAUUUACUGUAUCCCGUGUGCAAUAUAGGCAAACAAAUUGAUUUAAAUAUCUUUUCAAUGAUGCCACAUGAACUAUCAGGUAGGUUUAUAUGAAAAAUGAAAACGCCUACGUUUUACCAUCGACAUUGCAACAACCGUAGCAUUCCUUGAACUUAUUAUAGUGAUGCUUUUUAUAUUUUAUCAUCAGGGUUGGAUUCAGCUCGCUACCUAGUAAUGAUUUUAUUAACAUUAUAUAUUUUUUAAACAAUAAUUAAUUAAUAAUCUAAAGAAAUAGGCAAGAUGUAUCCUUUGAGAUUUAUGUAUUUAAUUUGUUCAAUUCUAUUUUCUAAAAUAUGUAAUUAUUGUCAUCUCUACACCCGUUUUAAAGUUUUAGAAAAAGAAUCCAACUCUGAGAAUCACUCAUUUAUCUUCAUUUACCGCUGACUUAGUAGUCUUGACCAAAACUUAACAUUAACUAAUUCAUAUAAUAACAUUACUCGACAUCACCUGGUAAGUACAUAACAUCAUAUUAACACACAUUAGUAAUAAAUCAUUGUACACAUUUAGUCUUAAAUAGCCAUUAAUUGUAAGUACCAAACUGAUUAACUAACUACGUCACUGUCUUUAACCACUGCCUACUUAAAUGUUAUUAUCUUUGAUAUCAAUGAUAUUAUGGCUUGUAUACACGACGCGAUUUUAAACGCGAGCUCAAUAAUAAUAGAAUUCGAACUUUGAUAAUAUAAUAUUUCUUAUAUUUACAUUUUAUACGAAUUUUCAAAUAUUAAAACAUCACAAAGGUACAUCAUUCUUACCUAAGUUCCAGUGAAAAAAUGAGCAUAUUUAAAUAUUUUAGAUAGGUACGUUGCAUCACAAAUUUCUUAAAACACACGCAUGAUCAACAGUUACAAUUCCUGAAUACCUACAGUAUAAGAUGUUAACAAAAAGCUAAACAAUUGUUUUUAUUCAAUCUAAAGCAUUAAGCAAUUCUUUGUAGUACAAGGCUGCUUAGUAGCAGCGCGUGUAUUUUGAGAUCUCCCUUGCCAUUUUAGUCAACUGUAAUGUCAAAAGUACGAUUCGAUUCACCUUUAAAUUAAGGACUAGAAUCGUACUUUUGACAUAACAGUUGAUACAUAGAUCUAAAAUGACGAGUGAGAUCUCAAAAUGUAUGCAUGUGAAAGCUGCGAAAAAUCGCGACGUGUAUACAAGCUUUUACUCGUUAAUGUUAUAAAUUAAUUAUAAACGUUCCAGCAACGGUGAACAGUUACCAUUAGAUUAGGAAUGACGAAUAAUGUCAAAUUAAAAGUGUAAGUAAUUACAACCAAAAAGUUCGUUCUAAGGACUUAGGUUUAUUAAUUAUUAUUAUUCACACCAUAGGUCUAAUAAAUAUCAAUUUCAACAAACUUUUUCAUACAUGCCCUUAUCCAGUGGCGUAGCCUUGGCGGCAUCGCGGAUUUCUCGGAUAAAAGUAUUCUUUAUAAUAUACGUUUAUAUUUUGAUACGACAAUCCCACAGUAACUACACUAUUUAAAUAACACUCAAUAUAAUAUAACUUUAGCUUAAAAAAGAAAGCCAGUUUAAUUUUAUAAAACACUGAAAUAGCAUUGGUCCUGAGAGUACAUUUAUAGUUUAGCUACGCUGUACUCAAUGAAGAUCUUUGAGAUCUUUCAGCAAUGCAAAUAUCUAUGAAAUAUUUAUUACUGGACUCCAAUUUUAUAUUCAGAAUUUCAUAAUAAUUACUAAUUGAAUUACUGUUGAUGUUAUUUAAAUAGGUGUGUUUCCCCAGUGACUUAAAUUAUAUUUUAUCUAAAGGGUAACACUUGUGAUAACUGACACUAGCUACUGACUUACAAUUUUUCUAACACAAUGUUUAUACAGGACAGACGAAUUUUGAGAAAAAUCAUUAAUAUCAUUAUGUUUGGAUUGCAUUGAUCGUUAAAAAAAACAAUCUUAUAUAAUGAAAUAAUCUUUCGUGAAAGUCAAAUACCAAGUUAAAUCCACGUAGUCCGAACCGGACAUAAUAUAACUAUGAAUCCGAAAAAGAUUUAGCUAGAUAUAAUUUUUCAGACUGAAAUAAAAAAGUGUUAACAACUCAAUAAUAUCACGGCAGCCUCGUCAAUUGUAACAUAAAAUACGGAUUACAGUAACACACAUGAGCUGUCUACUCUUGGAAAUUAGCUUUAUAAUAGUAGCAUAAAAAACAAUCGAUAUUACAAAAUGUUUUGUAAUCGUCUAAUGAAUCCUGUUACCUGAAUGAGCGAGACGUGUCCGUUCCUCAUUGCGUUACCAUUAGCUGUUAAGUUUUAGUGGAUACUAUUUAGCGUUUUGUACAUUAUAAUUAGUUCCAAAACAACCGGUUACGACACUGCCAUCAAAUGCCUAAAUAGAUUUUAAAAUAAUUUUGUUAUAUAUUAUGUUUUAUUAAGUUAAUAACAUUCGUGAAAAUAUUAGUUGUUUGUGAUAAACAGUGAUAGUUUAUUUAAAAAAUUGCGCGUCGCGUUUUUUAAUUCGACGCGUGUAUUAAAAUCAUUAUUACUUUUUCAUAAGCGCGCGCCCCAAAGUAGGCCAAACCUACUGACAAUUUAUUGGGUUUCAAACUUCAUAAUAUUUAUUUAUUCAAUUAUUAUAUCUAACUUAAAUUAUAAUAAAUUAGUCGAUAUAGACACCAUCAAAACGAAGGUGUUAAAUCUAAAGUCUGAGGUAAAGAUGCCUUUAUAGAUUUUUAAUCGUGUAUGACGGAAAUAGUAAGUUUAACUUUAAUCGCGAGUCGUGCAUCGUUCUACUAAUGUGUUAACGAUAAUGUAUGUAAGUAAUAUUGACACUUAUUUUGUUAAUAGCAUAGUUAAGGCGAAACUAACGGCAAAGUAUCAAAGGGAAAAUUUAGCUUGUAAGGAUGUUAUUGGCGUUGUACAAAGGAUAGUAUUGUUAGUGAGUAACGGAAAUUGGCGCAUUACUGGCGAGUACCUAAUUAGAAUAGUGAACGAAAAGCCCACUGAGGCUAUUACAAUUAUUUGUAAAUAAAAACUAAACUACAUGUAAAGUAGCCAUUCGCUUUUCGUUGCUCUCCUAAUUUCAAAGUAGCUCUAUCUAUUCGGUGAACUUUCAUUUCUCCGUACUAUCACGUGAAUUAUUUGCCGCUACUAUCGUUAGAUCGCAAAAACUUUUCUGCUUGAGUACUGAUUUGGAUAUUGUAUUUAUAGUCGUUGGUCUCAAUGUUCUGAUAGUAUAAAAUUAUAAACUAAUGACCUACUCUAUUGAUGGUUUCGACUUCAGAAUACUUUAAGUAGGUGUUAUUAUAAGUAAUUGAUAACCAACUAUGUAAACUAACCUACUUACUAGUGCGUCCAAAGCCGAACAUUGUCACACUGUUACAUCAAGUGUUUCGGAAGUCGGCCAUUUAUCGUAGACCUAUUAUUUAGUUCGGAUAUCGCGAAAAUAUUUUGACUGAUAUGUAAUAGUAAUAAAUAAACAUUAAUAAUGUUAAUAUAUUUUUAAGGGUGUAACUUGAACUUAAUGCAUUUCACACUUUCUUUACAGUCCAUAUCGUGACGAAAUAUUUUCACAUUCUAAGCAUAAGAUUUGUUGUGUAAAAACUUGCGUUUCUUAUACUUUGGAUUGAAGUAGGGUCGAUCUGUGUACAGUAGAUGCUGUAAUUUAAAUAGUUAUAAAAUAAAUGAGUGUAAAUCCGUAAGAGAAUAUAUAUUUCGAAACGUUGAUGAGUGUUUGUUGUAUGUAAUGUAAUGUCAAAGAUGGAUAUUUGAAAUCUAAGUAUAUAAAAUACAUAUAUAUCUAUAUUAGAUAUCUAUUCUACAAGUUACUUCGUGUUUUUUGUUACGAUUUCACAAACACGUUCCGCUUGUAUUGAUGAUUUGGGGUCUAAAUUAUGGUACCGUUUAUGUUCAAAAAAGCGACCACCAAGUUGUUCUUUUUACCACGCAGUCUCACAAAAAAGUGCCUCAAGGUAUCCAUAGAAUUUGACAUAGAUUUCAUUAAGUUCAGAGUGACUGAGUGUGCAUUACAUGUAGAUGGGUUCUCUCCAGUAGGGUUUACACUUAGUCAAUCACACUGUAUGUUGGAUGAAGGCUGUUGUUAUACAUUUUGACCAAGUUAGUGUACAAUGUUUGUAUUGAUGAUGAUUCUGAUGUUUGUAUCGGUUUAUACGUCUCGUUCGUGGUGCGCCGGGAGAUAUGUUAGUCAAUGGAUGAACUGGUUUGCCAAGAGAAGUUACCUACAGUUGUGUUUAGUUAGCGAUGCAUAACGUGUUUGUACUUUAAUUUGUUUUUUAGUUGUACUCUUGGAAAUCAAUGGUUAAUAACUUAAGAGAAUAAAAUGUAUGUGAAAUA